CCGACCACAAUUUUCCGCGGCGGGUGCGUGCGGCGCGUCACAAAUCAUCGUAAUUGUCGCCAAAUAAUAGCCCCACUAACUGCGUUCACUGCACUCAAAUGCCAUUUAAUUGUUGCAUAUGUGCAUAGCUGCACCAUUGCAAUAUCCUGUGCUUCCUCUAAACUCUGAUGCAACGCACACGCAUUUUAUAUCAAAAUGUUCGCGGCGAUCGUGUUCUGCCUCCUAUUUUCAAAAUCAAUCGCUCAACUCAAUGGUGAAUUUUGGUGGUUGAACGCAAAAUUAAAUAAUUUACGCGAAGAACCCUCUCAACCCCGAUUUGAAACGUUAAGUAAAUUCGAUACCGAUGAAAGCGCCAAAAUUGUGUUCAGAGACGACGACCACGGUCUAACUCAUAGAGAAGACAAAUACAACUUAAAUAGAAAUAAAGAUAAAAGUAUAGAUAGAAGUGAAGGAAGUAAAACCAUUGAGUUUCAAGAUAAAAGUGAAAUAUUAUGGCCCGAUCGCUUAAAAGAAACCAUCGUCAAAAAUAAGAAUAAAGUUUCAAAAUCCGCAGUAGAAAAUAAAAAUAACAGCAAUACAAGUAUAACGGUACCUUCCAACAGUGAUGAGUUUGAAUUUACAUUUCCAGACAAUGAUAUUUUUUUGUGGCAAGAUGCUCGAUUUAAUAAUACAGAUAAAAAUGAACUAGAAGUUAUCGUGAACAAUAAUACCAACAAAAACAACUCAAAUAGAAUAAAUAAUAUAGAACAGAAUGACGCAAAUAAAAUCACAUUUAUUGUUAACAAAGUUCCUAUUAAAGUUUACAAAGAUGUAAUUGUGUCACAAACUGAAAGUAUUUGUACAUAUAUGAAGAAAAUGGAAUGCAGUCGCAUUGGGGGGACUGUGUACAGUAGUCGUGAAAGCACAUCAAAAAGACCUAUAUUUGAAACCCGAAUGGUUUGUUGCGUGCUACCAUUACGUCCAGAAUUUUUAUCCUCUCAGAUAUAUUUUUUUGACAAUUACAAACCAGUCAAACGCCUUAAGAGAUCAAAUCAGAACGAUAAGAUUAAUCCAUCACUGAAGCAAAGAAACAACCUUAUGAUCCACAAAUUCGGGUCACAAGCUUAUAAAGCAAGAACAACUACUACAAGACCUGUAAACCAAGGAAUCGUUACGCCCAGUGACGAAUAUGUUGACCCUUACUGGAAUAUCAAAAACAAAAAUUCAAAACAACCCACUACAAAAUAUGAUGAUUAUGAGGAUUAUGUUGAAGAUUACGUAGUCGAAAUACCUCGUCCAGGACUAGUUGGGUUGUAUUCGGACAAUAGGCCUUCUAAAUCAAGUUGGUCUUACCCAAACGUUCCAAUAGUGAAUAAAGGACCCUACGGCCAGAUAGACAGUGAUGAAGAUGGUGGGCCACUUUUUGGCUAUGCCCCACCAACACUCGAUCCGAGGCUAGGAGAUCGUUUACCUACUUCAAAGCCGAGAGUAAAUGGAAGACCAGUGAAACUUACAACUACAUCAGAUGAGCGGACAUAUGAUAUAGAAAGUCAGACAAUCAGCUAUCAGUCGAACCCUGAUUUUCAAGUACUUCAAGGCUUUAAACUUUUAAAUUUGGUACGCAAUAAAAGCAGGAUUUUCCGGAACGGGAAGAAGACAACGACAGAAAGAGUUAUCGAGGAUGAAAGCAAAGAACACGUGCUAACAGCUUCGAGCUUUGAAAGUGAUUACGAUGACAGCUCUUUCGACAAAAAUCAGCAAGUUUUUGGAGAAUGCGGAAAAGUUGUGAAAGGAUCCAAUCGGAGUUUUGAAAACGGUAAACAAAUUGGAGACACGCAGAAAGGGGUACAUCCUUGGCUUGCGUUAGUGGUUUUGACUAGAAGGCGACAAAGUGUUCUGUGUUACGCCACAAUCGUGCAUCCUAGAGCCGCGAUUACCGCCGGGGAUUGCGUGUUUGGUAGAGCAUCCCCUGGGGAAAUAACCCUAAUUGGGGGUACUUGGCGUCUGAAUGAGGAGGACCACGAGGAAUGGCAGAAACGCAUGGCGUCAGUUCAACUACAUCCGCAAUACAAACCUGGACAAUUGACACACAACUUGGCUCUUUUGUAUUGGAAACGCCCACUUAGUAUGACCGUAGAAGUCCAGCCCGCCUGUCUCGCACAUCCUCAUGUGGGCGAUGUCUGCAAGUUCUUUGGCUGGGGAGGAUAUGAUCAAGCAAUCCGCAAGCAAUCGAGGUGGCAAGAAGCCGUGAUCCUGACGCCACACACAUGUUCGGAGCGGGUUACCAGCAAACGUGUACCUAAAGAAGCGUUCUGUGCCUCUGUGCAGUCCCGCGGUACUGUUACAGGAAUAGGCGGUCCACUUAUGUGUAAUGUGGGCGGUCGUCAGGCCGCGGUGGGGGUGGCGGUGUGGCGCGACCACGCAGUCGUGCUUCUGCCGGCGCAGGAGUGGAUUUCGCAGACGAUAGCAGACUUACAGCUGUAGAGAACUUGAGAUGAGAACAGUAUAUUCAGUCUAUUAUGUUUGUCUCACGAUGCAAAAAAGUCGUAAUAUACUGAGAUCAUUUUGUUUUGACUCCUGUUACAGUGUUUUACAAUGCCUUUACCGUUUAAGAUGUUUCUCUAAUUCUUAUACGAUUUGAAG
Messenger RNA from Pectinophora gossypiella (pink bollworm), 2622 nucleotides. RefSeq lists its product as uncharacterized. Gene Ontology annotation, molecular function: serine-type endopeptidase activity. Gene Ontology annotation, biological process: proteolysis. The record is from RefSeq and is a predicted model, not a curated record. Lineage: Eukaryota; Metazoa; Arthropoda; Insecta; Lepidoptera; Gelechiidae. The transcript is spliced from 8 exons. Bases 196 to 2463 code for a protein of 755 amino acids.